This is a messenger RNA of Ilex paraguariensis (yerba mate), 357 nucleotides long. The record is from the annotation of a GenBank genome assembly. Lineage: Eukaryota; Viridiplantae; Streptophyta; Magnoliopsida; Aquifoliales; Aquifoliaceae.
AUGGGAGAGAUACCUGCAAUGGCCCCAGACAUUCUUAAAGGGAAUCAAAUGGUGGCUUCAGUCUUUGAGGUGGUGGACCGUAAAACAGAGGUGGUGGGUGAUGUUGGAGAUGAGCUAACUGGGAUGGAGGGAACAAUCGAGCUAAAGGGUGUCGAGUUUAGCUACCCUUCAAGGCCAGAUGUUCUGAUUUUCAAGGAAUUCAAUCUCAGCGUGCGUCCAGGCAAAAGCAUGGCACUAGUGGGGCAAAGUGGGUCUGGCAAAAGCUCUGUGCUCGCUCUUAUACUUCGGUUUUAUGAUCCAACUGCUGGGAAACUAAUGAUUGACGUGCUCUUCCUGAGGGCUACUCAACAAAAGUAG